Molecule: messenger RNA, 2105 nt
Organism: Otolemur garnettii (small-eared galago)
Lineage: Eukaryota; Metazoa; Chordata; Mammalia; Primates; Galagidae
Gene: RELT
Product: RELT, TNF receptor
Exons: 10
Coding region: 55-1341 (428 amino acids)
Biological process (GO): apoptotic process; amelogenesis
Molecular function (GO): protein binding
Source: RefSeq, a predicted model, not a curated record
UGCUGAGUUUCCCCUCUAUCUGCUCUAGGCCGGUGACCACCCCGGGCUCUGAGGAUGAAGCUGAGACCACUGUGCUGGCCCCUGACCUUCCUUUUGCUGCUGCCCUGGUCUCUGGCCACUCCAACAUCAACGACCCCUUGGCAGUGCCCACCCGGGGAGGAACCCAACCUGGACCUGGGGCAGGGCACAUUAUGCAGGUCCUGCCCCCUAGGCACCUUCUCAGCUUCAUGGGGCUCCAGUCCAUGUCAGCCCCAUGCCCGCUGUAGCCUUCGAAGGAGGCUGGAGGCCCAGGUGGGCACAGCAACUCAAGAUACAGUGUGUGGAGGCUGCCAGCCAGGGUGGUUUGGGCCUUGGAGGGUCACCCGAGUUCCAUGUCAACCAUGUUCUUGGGCACCUCUUGGUAUUCGUGGCUGUGAUGGAUGGGAGCGGCGGGCCCGACGUGGUGUGGAGGUGGCUGCAGGGGCCAGUGGCGGUGGUGAGACACGGCAGCCUGGGAACGGCACACGGGCGGGAAGCCAUGAGGAGACGGCUGCACAGUAUGCGGUUAUUGCCAUCGUGCCUGUCUUCUGCCUCAUGGGGCUGCUGGGCAUCCUGGUGUGCAACCUCCUCAAGCGGAAGGGCUACCACUGCACAGCUCACAAGGAGGUCGGGCCCGGCCCGGGAGGUGGAGGCAGCGGAAUCAACCCUGCCUACCGGGCUGAGGAUGCUAACGAGGAUACCAUUGGGGUCCUAGUGCGCCUGAUAACAGAGAAGAAAGAGAAUGCUGCAGCCCUGGAGGAGCUGCUGAAAGAGUACCACAGCAAGCAGCUGGUGCAGACGAGCCACAGGCCUGUGCCCAGGCUGCCACCAGUACCUCCUAGCAUGCCGCACAUCUGCCCACAUCGCCACCACCUCCACACCGUGCAGGGCCUGGCCUCACUCUCUGGCCCCUGCUGCUCCCGUUGUAGCCAGAAGAAGUGGCCUGAGGUGCUGCUGUCCCCUGAGGCCGCAGCUGCCGCUACUCCUGCGCCCAGCCUCCUGCCCAACCCAGCCAGGGCUCUGAAGGCUGGGCCCAAGGCAGGACGCCAGGGCGAGAUCACCAUCUUGUCUGUGGGCAGGUUCCGUGUGGCUCGAAUUCCUGAGCAGCGGGCAAGUUCAGUGGUGUCUGAGGUGAAGACCAUCGCAGAGGCUGGGCCCUCAGAGGGUGAUCUCCCUGACUCCCCACAACCUGGCCUAUCCCCUGAACAGCGGACACUGCUAGGAAGUGGUGGAAGCCAUAAUAAAUGGCUGAAGCCACAAGCAGAGAAGGCUGAGGAGAAUCGCUAUGUAGUCCGGCUAAGUGAGAGCAACCUGGUCAUCUGAGGGACUACCCAGUCUGAGGACACUGUAGCCGUACCCUAGGCGGUUCUGAAGGCUUCCUGGAGGAGGUAGAGCUGCAGCUGGGACUAUAAGGAUCAAGAUGCAAUGGCCCGGAGACAACAGCAAAGGCCACAUCCUGGAGGUGGAUCAUCCGCCCCAGUGAGGAGGCAAGGCAGGUGGCCACACUGUGUGUAGGAGAUCAAAAGCCCCGCCCCUGUCCCUGCUGUCCCGGCUUUUUGCAGGAUAUCCCUGGCAUCCCCCCUCCAGUCCCCUGUGCCUGCACUUGGUGGAUCCUAGGAGCCCACAGGAUUCUCUGUAUCACCAAGGGGCUAGGUUUGGUGGGAGUAAGGGGCAUGUGCCUGGUACCCUUGACCCCCUGCCCCUGUACAGGGCCCUAGAGCAAAUGUGCCUCCUACUCCUCUUCUGGCAGGUCCUGUAAAGGGAAAGGGCAACAAAAAGCCCUGGGCUGGGAAGCUGAGUUCCUGGGUUCUAACUUUGGGCCCAUCGCUGGGUCCUAGUUUUUCUGACUGUGAAAUGGGAGAAGAUGACAUCUCAGUACCUAGGGCCUCUCAAGCUCCUUGCAGGUUCUGGGCUGGGUAGUGGAGGGUGAGGGAGCUGGACUCUUGUCACCACCCCCAUUAGUAGCUUUAUCUGGCCCCCCUGUUGCUGCUUCCAGGGCCUCUGCCUUCAAGGCCCCCAGGGGCUGUCCAUCCAUGGCUCUGCCUACAGAAGGGGCUUCAUGCAUGUGCCUGCCCCCUACUUUGCUG